AUGACUACCUACAAAAUUAACACUACAUUCCUAAGUUUAUCUUUUAAACUCAAAUAUAAGCUUGGACCUAAAAAUAGCGAGGCUCUGGUUAGGCAACGUGGACCGAGGCGGAGGGUGGCAGGGUGGCAGUGGGUGGUACGCCGCUUGGCCGUGAACUGCGCCGACCCCUCGCGCCCACGUUACUUCGUUUCCUCUCAGUCCGCAAACAUUACCUGCUGCCAAUUAAAUUACCUACUUCAGGUGGUUUCAGAUCAGAUUAGUGCUCAGAAAUCUUGUAAGACUAACACUCUAAAACUGAAAUAA
Molecule: messenger RNA, 303 nt
Organism: Spodoptera littoralis (African cotton leafworm)
Lineage: Eukaryota; Metazoa; Arthropoda; Insecta; Lepidoptera; Noctuidae
Source: the annotation of a GenBank genome assembly